AUGGGGCUGGCCAGCAGAGCCGUGGGGAUGCUGGGGAUAUCGAGAGGGGUACCGUUCCCCUCUCUCUGGAGGACAGCGCUGCUCUUUCUCUCCAUCUGGGAACUGGAUGCACAAACCGCAGUGGAAACUAAACCCCUAUACAUCUGGCAAACAGGUCCAUGGGGUCGUUGUAUGGGCAGUGAAUGUGGACCUGGUGGCAGCCAGAGCAGGGCAGUAUGGUGUGCCCACUCUGAAGGCUGGACCACCCUGCACACCAACUGCGACCAGACAGAACGGCCGGACAACCAGCAGAGCUGCUUCAGAGUGUGCGAUUGGCACAAAGAUCUAUAUGACUGGCAACUGGGUGCCUGGAACCAGUGUGUCCCAGUGUCGAUGCGCGGGGUGCAGCGUCCCGCUGUAUGUACCCGAGGAGAGGAGGGCAUCCAGACCCGUGACGUGGGCUGCGUCCAGAAAGCGAAUGGUGAGCCUGCAGAAGAUGCAAUCUGCGAAUACUUUGAGCCUAAACCACGGCUAGAGCAGGCCUGUCUUAUCCCUUGUCCUCGGGACUGUGUGGUGUCUGAGUUCAGCCCAUGGACUUCCUGUUCUAAAACCUGCGGGAUGGGCUUACAGAACCGGAUCCGUUUCGUUCUGGCUCCUCCACUGUUUGGUGGGGCAGCGUGCCCAAACCUGACUGAGUUUCAGACAUGCCAACCAGGGCCCUGUGAGGGAGAGCAGAGCCUCUACAGCCUAAGGGUGGGACCCUGGGGACCCUGUUCUGUCCCGAUGCCAAGGCAAGCUAGACAUGCUAACAAACCAUCCAAGGAAAAGAAAGUCCGGGAGAGGUUAAGGGAGAGAGGCAAGGUGAAGGAUCCAGAAACCAGAGAACUCAUCAAGAAAAAGAGGAACAGGAACCGUCAGAACCGCCCAGGAGGAAAAUUCUGGGACCUGCAGAUCGGCUACCAGACCAGAGAAGUGACCUGUGUGCAUAAGAGUGGGACUGUUGAAGCUCUCAGCCUAUGCUCUCAGGAGACAUUGCCGGUGACUUUCCAAGCCUGCGUCAUGACCAAAGACUGCGAUGUGACUGAAUGGUCUGAAUGGUCGGCUUGCUCCAAGGAGUGCUACGACCCCAACGGGCCCAAAGGGGAGCGCACUCGCACCAGAAAAGUGAGCCAGUUCCCAAUCAACGGAGGAGCAGACUGUCCAGAACUGGAGGAAAAGGAGCCCUGCAGCCCCCAGAGAGACAGAGUGCCAACCUGCAUCGUUUAUAGCUGGAAGACCACGGAGUGGACAGAGUGCAGGGUGGACGUGCUGCUGAGCCAACAGGACCGUCGGCGUGGAAACCAAACUGGGUUAUGUGGAGGCGGGAUUCAGACCCGAGAGGUCUACUGUGUCCAGACCAGCGCUGAUACCCCACCCAACCUCAGCUCGCUCAGGAGCAAAGAAGCGCUGCGACCAAUGGACAAUGAUCUGUGUCUGGGUAUCCCCCUGAACACCACCCAGCUCUGCCACAUCAGCUGUCCUGUUGAGUGUGAGGUGUCCUUGUGGAGCGCCUGGGGACCCUGCACCUUUGAAAACUGCCAGGACCAGGCCGCCAAAAAAGGCUUCAAACUGAGGAAGAGGAAGAUCGUCAAUGAGCCGACGGGCGGGACGGGGAACUGCCCCCACCUGGUGGAGGCAAUACCGUGUGAAGACCCCAGCUGCUACGACUGGUUGGUGGUUAAACUGGAUGAGUGCAUCCCUGACAAUGAGAAAGAUUGUGGACCAGGAACCCAGAUCCCACAAGUGCAGUGUGUCAACAGUGAUGGUGAAUAUGUGGAGAGGCAGCUUUGCCGUGAUGCCAUCCUGCCCAUGCCGGCCAUCUGCGAGGUGCCUUGCCCAAAGGAUUGUGCCCUGAGCCCCUGGACGCCUUGGUCUCUGUGCUCCCACACCUGCUCUGGAAAAAACACGGAGGGCAAGCAGACCAGAGCUCGCUCCAUCCUCGCCUAUAACGCAGGAGAAGGUGGAAUCCAGUGUCCCAACAGUAGUGCCUUGCAGGAAGUGAGAAACUGCAAUGACCAUCCCUGCACUGUGUACCACUGGCAGACCGGCUCAUGGGGGCAGUGCAUAGAGGACUCCUCCAUCCUGUCCACCAACACAUCUGUGGGGCGAACACGUAGCGAUGACGCCUCCUGCUCAGUGGGGAUGCAAACCCGCAAGGUUAUCUGUGUCCGGGUCAAUGUGGGCCAGGUUCCUCCGAAAAAAUGUCCGGAGAGUCUGCGCCCAGACACCGUCAGGCCCUGCUUACUGCCGUGCAAGAGAGACUGUAUCGUUACCCCGUACAGCGACUGGAGCCCCUGCCCAUCAACAUGUCAAGCAGGUGGUAACACCAAGAAGAAGCAGUACAGGAAGCGUAUUAUCAUACAGUCACCAGCCAAUGGAGGACAAGACUGUCCUGAAGUGCUUGCCCAGGAGAGAGAGUGUGACGCUCCAUCUGUCUGUCAAGGAUACAGAUGGAAAACCCACAAGUGGCGGCGAUGCCAGCUGGUUCCAUGGUCAGUUCGUCAGGACAGUCCCGGAGCUCAGGAAAUCUGUGGGCCGGGCCUGCAGGUUCGGGCUGUUUCGUGCCGGAAGCAGGAUGGUGGCCAGGCAGACGUCGAAGCUUGUCUUAAGUUAGCCAGCUCCAUGCCACCUCUCACACAGCCCUGCCAGUUGCCCUGCCAGGAAGACUGUCAACUCAGCAGCUGGUCCAAGUUUUCCUCCUGCACAGCCGAUUGCGUAGGCGUCAGGACCCGCAAGAGGAUGCUAGUCGGAAAGAGCAAAAAGCGGGACCAGUGUAAAAACCACCAGAUGUAUCCUGUGAGUGAGACCCAGUAUUGCCCAUGCAACAAAUACAAUGCCCAGCCUGUGGGCAACUGGUCGGACUGUGUCCUACCUGAGGGCGGCCGCAUGGAGGGUCAACUGGGCAUGAAGGUCCAAGGUGACAUCAAGGAAUGUGGCCAAGGAUAUCGUUACCAGGCCAUGGUGUGCUACGACCAGGACAAUCGCAUAGUGGAGACCUCUCGCUGUAACAGCCAUGGGUACAUUGAGGAGGCUUGCAUCAUCCCCUGUCCGUCUGACUGCAAACUGAGUGAGUGGUCCAACUGGUCACGCUGCAGCAAGUCCUGUGGCAGUGGGGUCAAAGUCCGCUCCAAGUGGCUCAGAGAAAAGCCUUACAAUGGUGGGAGACCGUGUCCUAAGCUGGACCAUGUCAACCAGGCUCAGGUGUAUGAGGUGGUGCCGUGCCUCAGUGACUGUGGGCAGCACGUCUGGGUGGCAGAGAGCUGGAGUGUGUGGAAGGUCAGCAAUGUGGACCUGAAGGAUAACUGUGGUGAAGGUGUUCAGACCAGGAAAGUCAGAUGUAUGCUGAACACUAUAGAUGGGCCCUCUGAGCAGGUGGAGGACUAUCUGUGUGAUCCAGAGGAAAUGCCUCUGGGGGCCCGCAACAGCCGGCUGCCCUGCCCCGAGGACUGUGUCUUAUCAGAUUGGGGAGCCUGGAGCCCAUGUCCGCUGCCAUGCAGUGGGAAUAGUAGUCGGGAGAGGAGCGCUUACCCGCUGCGCCAGCCUGGAAAGGAGAAGGAGUGUCCCCCGACUAAAGAGAAAGAGCCCUGCAAACUCAACAGCAACUGCUUCCACUACUCCUACAACAUCACUGAUUGGAGUACUUGUCAGCUCAGUGACAGAGCAGUGUGUGGAAACGGCAUCAAAACCCGCAUGCUUGACUGUGUGCGCAGCGAUGGCAAAUCUGUUGACCUCAAGUUCUGCAAAGAGCUGGGCCUGGAGAGGAAGUGGCAGAUGAAUGCUUCCUGUGUUGUGGAAUGUCCCGUCAACUGCCAGCUGUCUGACUGGUCACCAUGGUCUGAGUGCACCCACACCUGCGGGCUGGCAGGCAAGCUGUGGAGGAGGCGGACAGUGAUCCAGGCUCCCCAAGGUGACGGGAGGCCAUGUCCACCCCAGAUGGAGCAGUGGAAGCCGUGCCUGGUGAAGCCAUGCUACAGCUGGAGAUACAGUGCAUGGUCCGAGUGCAAGUCUGAGGGGGCGAGGUGUGGUGAAGGCAUGCGCUUCAGGAAUGUGUCGUGCUUUGUGUCGGACGGUUCAGGCCAGCAGGACAGCAACCUGGUGGAUGAUGAGCUGUGUGGAGAUCUGGAACCCUCAGUGGACGGAGAUACGCACAUGGUUCUGCAGGAACCCUGUACUGUGCCCUGUCCAGGAGAGUGCUACCUGACAGACUGGACUGUCUGGAGUCCGUGCCAGCUGAGCUGUGUGAGCGGGGACGACCUGGGUUUUGGCUCAGUCCAGGUCAGAUCCCGAGCCGUGGUGGCCCAGGAUCCGGAGAACCUGCUGCAGUGUCCAGAACAGGAGCUGGAGGCUCGGCCAUGUACAGAGGGACAGUGUUUUGACUACAAGUGGAGGACUGGACCAUGGAGGGGUUCAUCUCGCAAAGUCUGGUGUCAGCGCUCAGAUGGACUAAAUGUCACAGGUGGAUGCCCAGCGACAGCAAAGCCGAUGGCUGACCGAUCCUGUGACCCGCCCUGCACCAAGCCCCGCUCGCUGUGCACAGAGGUGAGAGUGUGCGGCUGUGAGGAGGGCUACACUGAAGUGAUGACGUCUGACGGCCUGCUGGACCAGUGUACAGUCAUCCCGGUGCUGGAGAUCCCCACUGCAGGUGACAACAGGGCUGAUGUCAAGACCAUCCGAGCCCUCAACCCCACUCAGCCUGCGGCCAGCACACCAGGGAGGGUGGGACGGACCUGGUUCCUGCAGCCCUUUGGCCCGGAUGGGAAGCUGAAGACCUGGGUGUACGGAGUGGCAGCAGGAGCGUUUGUGCUGCUGGUCUUUAUAAUCUCCAUGACAUACUUAGCAUGCAAAAAGCCAAAGAGGCCGCAGCGACGGCAGAUGAACAACAGGCUGAAGCCGCUGACUCUGGCCUAUGAUGGAGACGCCGACAUGUAGAAGUUUUCCUGCUGACCACACUGACCUACAGACAUGCGUCCUAAUUCAGGACACACAGGGUUGCUAUGGAAAUCCCUUGAUAUCAGGGUUGCUUCCGGGCAUUGUUCAAACUACAGGUGGACACCCUAGGAAGAUGAUUCUGAUAGAAAGAGGAACCUCAAAGAUCAAGACUGAAUCUCUGUCCAUUAGCAGCCUUGAUGCCCUUGUCCUCUUUUUUAAUUUCCAUUUUGAUACUCUGUUUCACAAGAGCCUUCAUUCUUUCUUAAUCUUCUUCUGGAAGUCUGCCUUUGCUUCUCUGCCAUCUACUACUGCCGGUAACAUCCAAACCACAGUCGUUGGAGAGGGUCGUCCUUUUUGUUCAUUUUGUCACAUCUGAGUGGGAUCAUCUGUUUAGGAUACUCGUUCUUUGUCCAAUUAAGAAGAUUCUGGCCUGGGUCCAUCAGCAAGAAAAGAUAAAACCAGAGAACAAGAGCAUAAUGAUCCCCAGAGCCACUUCUGCCUGUAUCUCCCUUAUCCAUUUUUUCAGGCAUAAUUGUGCACUAUAUUAGUGCAGCAUGAUAUGUACUUAUGUCUAGCUUUGCCAUAGAAAACUGCCUCUCUCAAUACAAGAUGGUGUACAGUCUUGUGCUAGAAAUGUAAAAAAGUAGACUUUUUUUGCAAACAGAACUCACCAAUGUUUGUUAAUAUUUUUCUUCUAUUACCUCUUGUGUGUGAUACGAUGGGACUCAAUGUAAAUAGAAUUUUUUUCUGCUUUCUCAAUUUGACCUUUCUAGUAUGUACAGCUUCACGUCCCAAACUCUCUGAGUUCAUUUAUUCUCUGACAAUUUUUUGACUGUGACUGCUUUAAGAUCAUGAUCUUUUACUUUUGUAAAUUAUACACAUAUACAGUAUACAGUACAUAUACACUACUACCACUGACGCAAGCUGCAGGAGAUACAAACCCCUUCCAUUAUUAAACCCUUUAGCUGCGAUAUGGAAGGAAAAAUAGAGUAUUCAGAUGUAUAAAGGGCUGGGACAUCUGAGCUUGGAGAAAGAGGAAGUUUGUUCAAAUAAAUUCACAGGGCGUCUCCACCCAUUUCUGUAUCUUUCCGAAACCACAAUCCGACCUUCACACCUCCUUCACAUUGUGAUUGGCCAGCUGUGUGGAGGUGAGAAAGGAGCCAGCUUUUGAACUUCAUACUUCUCUACAUUUUUCACAAGUACAACCCCAUUCAUUUCUUCCAGGAGAGACUGUCUGAAAACGUGUGCUGCUAUCCGCAUAUUUCGCAUCUUAGCCCUCUCUAUGACAGUAUGGCAGUUUUGGAACAGUAAUACACACUUUUUAUCCCCGACGUUGUAGGACAACAAGUCAUAUGGACCAGUUCUCUUCUAGCAUAACACGGCCCCAAGCGUUUAGUGAGUCUGAUGGACUGGAUGAGACUGAGUUCUGUUCCAUAGGCACCUCCAAAUUCUGUAAACAGAGCUUUCUUUUUCUCACAUUUUGAGAACAAAACCGAUGUAUAGUGUGGCCCUUAGUAUACCAACAUUUCCUGGACUGAUCAAUGGAGCAAUUCACUGAUCCGUGUCAACUUGCAAUGUAAGGAAAGACAACACAGUCCCGUCAUGUUCAUCAGGCUUUUGCUGUCAGGGGGUAACUGUUAAAUCCAUUGCUUGAAGUAGACCAAUGGAAAUAGUGGAAGCCAGAAAUAAAUUCCACUGUUUGUUCUUGUUAGGAGCUUAGACACAUUGUUCAUCACAGAUUGUUCAGAUUUGACUUAACUGAAAUGUCCCACUAUAAACCUGGCUAUCAUGGAACCUGCAUGACUUUACCCUUGGUAUUUACACUCUGUUUGCCUUUGGGGUGGUAAACUUACAGACUUUUCACAAGGAUUGCACAAAUGAACCAUCAGUUUCGAUCUCUGAGACAUCCUUCCACCCUCUACUUUCUUAUAUGGCACAUUGUAUAAAGGGUUUAUAAAUUACAACUAUUGGCUUUAUUAAUAUUGAUAUUUUACUAAUGCUUAAUAGAUACAUUUUGGUGAUGUUUAUCCUUUAUAAGCCAUCAGGUUAUUGGUUACAAAUGUUAGUGAAUCAUUGAUUUAUUUUUAAUUUUUUACAAUCCAUCAAGUCAGUUGUUAUAAAUGGAAGUUAUUAAUCUGUUAUUAAUCAUCCAAAAGGCCUGAUUCUUGACUCAUUUUGAAUUUACACUGGUCUUUGUGAGAUGUCUCCAUCGCCUCAAAUCCAGUCUAAUGUUGUUUGCUCUGUUACACCUGGAAGGACAUCCUUGAUGGAGGUUCCCCUCCGUUCUCAGCUAUAGAAAAACUGUCUAAAAAACCUUAAGGAUUUGAUUCCGCCUUGCAGGUUUUAUUCAUCCACAAGUGUUUAAUGACAUCUAAGUCGGUGAUGUAUCCCAGAGAGACCUCACCAAUGGAGAGUUGUUGUGGUCUCCAUGUCUUAAAGAGCAUUUAGCCCUUAAACAACUGUAUCACUCUGGGUGAUUGUUAGUGUUCCAGGAUGGUGUGAAGUUCUUUCCAGAAGCUUUUCUACUGACAAAAAUUCAGUUCAGGAGGAACCAUUGUAUGCAAGUACCUUGAAAACAUACUGUGCUGCCUGAUAAGCUAAAAGUCCAGUCACCCAAAGUGAACAGUGUAUUAUUUAUCAGUAUGAGACAUCAUAUCAUUGCCAGAGAAUGGCAUUUUAAUAUUGUAUGGAGUGUGUUGCUAGUAAGUUAACGGAAUGUUUAAUUUAUAUUUCUUGGAAUAUGAGUUGUAAAUAAACUGCUAAAUAUUGUUUUUGUUUAAUUUAUUGUUCAUGUUCCAUAAUGUGUUUCCUUUUUUACUGCACAAGAUGUUUAGCAAAACGAAAAAAAAAUACUUGAGGCAUGAAUGUGGGUGUGCUGAAAGCGAUAUUGAUAACCUUGUGAAAAACAAAGUCGCUGAUGAACGCUGUCCUUUUCCUACUGUUUGUUUAUAUGUAUUUGACUAAUUGCUGAUAAUAAACAAGGGAAAUAUUUAA
Micropterus dolomieu (smallmouth bass) is the source of this 7941-nucleotide messenger RNA. It is a transcript of the gene thsd7aa, whose product is annotated as thrombospondin, type I, domain containing 7Aa. The record is from RefSeq and is a predicted model, not a curated record. Gene Ontology annotation, cellular component: plasma membrane. Gene Ontology annotation, biological process: actin cytoskeleton organization. The coding region runs from base 1 to 4947 and encodes 1648 amino acids. The transcript is spliced from 29 exons. Lineage: Eukaryota; Metazoa; Chordata; Actinopteri; Centrarchiformes; Centrarchidae.